UGGUGCCUGCGCUAAAGGCCCACACAAAAACUGAAGCGCUCGUUUUCCGCCAGAGCUCCGUUCCGACCGCAAACUCCAGACGACCAAGCCGCCAAAAUGAAGGACAUCUACAAGGACGAGACUCUUGCCAUCCCCGAGGGCGUUACCGUCGAGAUCAAGGCCCGUAUCAUCAAGGUUACCGGCCCCCGCGGUACCCUCGAGAAGAACCUCCGUCACGUCGACAUGGAGAUCCGCAAGGUCUCUGAGGAGCAGAUCAAGUUCGUCGUCUGGCACGGAGCCCGCAAGCACGUUGCCUGCUUGCGUACUGUCCGCUCUUUGAUCAACAACAUGAUCAUCGGUGUCACCAAGGGUUUCCGCUACAAGAUGCGUUACGUCUACGCCCAUUUCCCCAUCAACGUCAACGUUAUUGAGGAUGGUCGCGUCGUUGAGAUCCGUAACUUCUUGGGUCAGAAGGUUGUCUUCAAGGUCAACAUGCUCGAGGGUGUCUCUGUCAACACCCAGUCCACCCAGAAGGAUGAGCUCAUCCUCGAGGGUAACUCCCUUGAGAACGUCUCCCAGUCUGCUGCCUCCAUUCAGCAGAUCUGCGCUGUCAAGAACAAGGAUAUCCGUAAGUUCUUGGACGGUAUCUACGUUUCUGAGCGCACCACCAUCGUCCAGGACGAGUAAGCUCCUUCUUGGCUAGGUCGUGCUGUGAUGCGUUGGAUGAAGACGGAAUAGGGAGGGCAUGCAGGAAAAUGAAAGCGGCGUUUGGGUAUUUUAGGAAAAUGUUUGUUUCUUGGAUUUGCUAGAUUACUUGAGCUCCUCUACGGGUCAGGCAAUUAAACAUGCGCCGAGUUCUUUUCGAGAACAUGCGUGGCCGCCCUAUUGUUUCUUCUCCAUCUUGUGUCG
Molecule: messenger RNA, 888 nt
Organism: Saitoella complicata NRRL Y-17804
Lineage: Eukaryota; Fungi; Ascomycota; Saitoellomycetes; Saitoellales; Saitoellaceae
Product: ribosomal protein L6
Exons: 2
Coding region: 97-666 (189 amino acids)
Biological process (GO): cytoplasmic translation
Cellular component (GO): ribosome; cytosolic large ribosomal subunit
Molecular function (GO): rRNA binding; structural constituent of ribosome
Source: RefSeq, a predicted model, not a curated record